Messenger RNA from Labrus mixtus (cuckoo wrasse), 1714 nucleotides. RefSeq names its product claudin 5a (gene cldn5a). Gene Ontology annotation, biological process: bicellular tight junction assembly; cell adhesion. The transcript has a single exon. Gene Ontology annotation, cellular component: plasma membrane; bicellular tight junction. NCBI's taxonomy places the organism in Eukaryota, Metazoa, Chordata, Actinopteri, Labriformes, Labridae. Bases 225 to 872 code for a protein of 215 amino acids. The record is from RefSeq and is a predicted model, not a curated record. Gene Ontology annotation, molecular function: structural molecule activity.
ACUGUGAUUCCAGUUGUUUUCACAUCGUCCACACUAACAAAGAGAGUCAGAGCUACGGUCUCUUUCAUCUUAGAGUUAAUGUGGUAGGUGACGCGCAACAAACGAUCAACGGUCCAUACAGCGCGGAGAGAAGAAGAGCCAAAAUACACCUUGCUCUCAAGAAUAGAAAAUAGGGAAAAGUUUGAAAAGCUUCAGGCGGACUUGAUAGAACAUAAAGGGCGAAAAUGGUGUCGGCCGGACUGGAAAUCCUGGGACUUGCUCUGUGCGUAAUUGGCUCGCUCCUAGUGAUGGUUUCAUGCGGGCUGCCCAUGUGGAAGGUGACGGCUUUUAUCGAAGCCAACAUCGUGGUGGCUCAAUAUAUCUGGGACGGCUUAUGGAUGUCGUGUGUAGUGCAGAGCACGGGGCAGAUGCAGUGCAAGGUGCACGACUCUAUCCUCGCCCUCAGCCACGACCUGCAGGCGGCCAGAGCGCUCACCAUUAUCUCCGCUGUGAUGGGCGUGCUGGGGCUCAUGGUUGUCAUCGCGGGUGCGCAGUGUACCAACUGCAUCCGCGCCGAGUACGUCAAAGCCCGGGUGGUGAACGCCGGCGGUGUCAUCUACAUAAUCAGCGGGCUGUUUGUGCUAGUGCCGAUCUGCUGGAUGGCCAACAACAUCAUCACGGACUUCUACAACCCGCAGGUGCCUUCAUCCAAGAAGAGGGAGAUCGGCGCCGCGCUCUACAUCGGCUGGGCAGCCUCAGCGCUGCUGCUGAUCGGUGGAUCGCUGCUGUGCUGCUCCUGUCCCUCCAGUGGGAACUCUGGAUACUCUGUAAAGUACGCACCAACCAAGAGGGCAACGCAGAACGGGGACUAUGAUAAAAGGAAUUAUGUGUAGCCGUUUGGCUUACAUCAGGAGGUGCGUAAAAGUGACUUAGGAUCUUUUGAAAAACUGUUUUUGACGAACGUUAUCUUUUGCACCUGCUGUUUUUGUUCUAUAGAUCGUGAAAAUCAUUGAAAACACCUCUGCUGUUUUUACACUGGCUCUUCCUUAACACACUCGGACCACAACUUUUUUUUUGUGUGGAUCUUCAAGAGAUUAAAAAAUAAGACUGUCAACCACAAGAGGUAGCUCAAGGCAAAAGGAGUAUCUUAUAAGGUACUGCUUUUGUGAUCUGAAAUUAUCAUUAGCAUUUUGAGUUGUGUACUGUUGUAACUGCAAAGAUUUUAUUUUCUAGAGGAACUUUUGCCAUUGAAUAUUUACACUUCUUUUUACCGUGAUGUGCAUUGUCAGCACAUACUUGUACAGUAACUGAGAAUGAUUGCACUCCCACAAAGAACCAAUUCCUUCAGUUGCGAGAUGUUGAGCACUCCAACAAUGUCCAAGAGCGACAAAGAACGAAGAAGAAGAAAAGUGUAUCUCGGACUGGCUUUUGUGUUGCUUGAGACCGGAGACUUUUCAAGUUUUGCAGUUAAAUUUUGGACCUGUAGGGUCUCUGAUACUGGAUCUAAAGGUCCCAACGUGAAAAGUUACCGUAUGUUUUUCGGCUGCACUGAACACCUGCGACGUUUUUGCAUCAUCGACACUGCAGGAAUUCUUUUUCUUUUCAAAACAUUUUAGGAAUAAACGUUUUUUCCUCUGUUUUUUUUUUUUUUUUCUAUGUAAUGAUUCAUUAUUCGUGUAUGAAGAUGCAAUAUUGUUUCAUUUUAUUAAGAUUAAACUGAGUAUAUUGUCUGAAA